GCGAGCCUCGACCGAGACGCACGUAUCUCACGCUCACACACGCACCUGUGGCGUUCGGCCGCCAGAGAAGGACGAAAUAAGUGCGUGGAACCUCCCCCUCUAAACCGUGCGUUCGAUUUUUGUUGUGCCAAACUGAAAAGUGUGUUUGUUUAGUUUGUGACUUAGUGAAGAUUUCAAAAUUUUGUGCCAAACAAGUGCCAACGAACACAAUGCAAGUGAAACCACAGUGACAGACGAACAGCAUCGCUUAAAGUUUAUGCUUGUUUAACAAAACAGUAGUUAGUGAAUCAAAAUGUACAAUUUGCAGUGCCGGUGAUGUUAGACUCGUGAAUUUUCUAGAUUAUGUUGAGUCCUAACUCUAGUGUUUGUAGUUAUUAUUGUUGUUAUCAAAAUGUGCGCGAAAUUGUUGCACGUGGUUGCUGUUUUGUGUGGAGUGGUGUCAGUAUGCGGUUUCCAACAGCAAUACUUCAGAGUGGUCCCGCGAAAUACCAGGGUCAUAGAGGGCUCAGAAGCUAUCCUUCAAUGCGCUGUGGCCAACCUGGCUGGGCAGGUGCAAUGGGCUAAAGACGGCUUCGCGCUAGGUUACUCAUCCGUGAUCCCGGGCUUCCCGCGCCACACCAUGUUCGGCGAUCGCAAGCUCGGCGUCUACAACCUACGUAUAGUCGGCGCCACCUUGCAGGACGCGGGGGAAUAUCAGUGCCAGGUCGGCCCCGCCAGCCAACACAAGGUCAUCCGCGCCAACGCCAGCCUCGUCGUUCUAGCGCCGCCAACCUCCGUGGAGAUCCUGGGGCACCCGCCCGGCUCCCGCCUGGAGGUGAGGCAGGGCGCCGACGUGGCCCUCGAGUGCCGCGUGCGGGACGCGCGCCCGCCCGCCCAGCUCCUGUGGCAUAAGGGCAGCCAGCUCAUUAAGGGAGAUCGAGUAUCGAAAGAAGAAAUUAGGACGGUCGAGAGUGCUGACGGGAAUCCUAAGACCACGCGAUACACCACAGUGUCCAGGCUACAAUUCAAGGCUUCGGCGGACGACGACUACGCGGACUUCACGUGCGAGGCGCGACACGAGGCGUUGCCGCGCGACAACCCACUGCGCAGUAGCGUGCAGUUUAGUGUUCUAUACCCCCCCGGCGCGCCGUACAUCGAGGGCUACACACCCGGCGACACGGUGCGCGCCGGACAGACCGUGGAGCUGGUGUGCAGGAGCCGCGGCGGCAACCCGCCCGCCCAGCUCGUGUGGUACCGGAACCAGGAGCAAGUCAGGAUGGCUUACAGGACCAGCGGCCGUAUGUCAGAGAACGUGCUGUCGUUCGUCGCGUCAGCCAAUGACAACAAGGCGCGCUACACGUGCGAGGCCAAGAACGUCAUGAUCAGCGAUACAUUGAAGGCUGAGGUGGACCUUACUGUGCUUUUCGCCCCAACCCACGUGACCAUCUCGGGCGCCUCCGAAGCCAGAGUCGGAGAUGCGGUCUCUCUGUCUUGCGCCACGUCGGCAUCCAACCCCGCGGCCGCAGUCAAGUGGGUGGUGGCGGGGAAACAGCAGAGGGGGGAGGGGAAUGAGACCGCUAUUGCUCCAGAAGGAGGCUGGAUAACCAAGUCCAACAUCACAGUGGUGAUCGAGCCCCAACGUCGCUCAGUGGUGGUGGUGUGUCACGGCAUCAACGCGCAACUGACAGACAGUGUGGUCGCCACGCACACUAUACAUGUGUUCUACCCACCCUCAACCCCCAUCAUCACGGGCUACGUCCCAGGAACCACACUCGCCGCCGGCGCAGUACAGAAACUACAAUGUAUCUCCACCGGAGGCAACCCGCUAGCCACGCUGACCUGGUACAAGAACGAUAAGAAGAUCCACUCGCAAUCCAAGACCACCGACAAGUCAGUGUCAGCAGAAGUGUCCAUACUGACCAACGUCAGUGACAACAUGGCGGUGUAUAGAUGCGCCGCUACUAACAGUGCCACCACUGUACCACUGAUUGAUAGUGUGACUCUUAGUGUUCAUUUUGCCCCAGAAACGGUGAAAGUGCGAGUGGAACCGACAGAGCUAACUCCGGGGACGGAAGCGAGGCUGUACUGUGAUGCGGCUUCCAGUAAUCCACCAGCCCAGCUGUCUUGGUGGCGCGAUGGGAUCCCUGUUCAAGGUCUCCCGAUGCAGAUGAAGAAAGGUCUCCACGGCGGCACAGUGUCAUCUAUAGAACUCAAACUGAAUGUCAGCAAGGAACAUAAUGGCGCAGUCUACACUUGUCAGGCGAUGAACGAGGCCCUGCAGAGGAGUGUGCACGACGCUUUGGCUCUUAAAGUAUUAUACGCGCCAAUAUUCGACGUCCCCUCACCCCCGCCCUCGCUCGGAGUCGAGAACCAAACCCUGACCAUCACCGCCACCGCCACCGGGUCCCCUGACAACAUCGUGUACACGUGGACUAGAGACGGACUGCCCAUUACCAGGAGCCAGUAUACACAGAACGAGCGAAUAAUAUCAGUGGGCAGCAGUCUGACAAUUUCGUCCGUCUCCCGCCACGACGCCGGCGUGUACACUGUGGAGGCCACCAACAGCCGGGGCGCCGCCGCCAGCAAUGUCACGCUUGUUGUGCAGUAUUCUGCAAGCAUCAAGUCUGUUUCUCAGAAUGGAAUAACGAGCCCUAACGAAGACGCCAUUUUGACUUGUACCGCUGACGGCUUUCCAUUAAACAGCGAGCACAUACGCUGGGAGCGGGCCGGCUACGAAAUUGAUCCCUCAAAAAUAUCCUUCGAUCCCAAAAACCUAACCUCUUAUCUCCUGAUAGAAAACCCGACACGGCAAGAUGUUGGCAACUUCACUUGUAUCGUGAAUAAUGGGUUAGGGAGAGAGAGUAGGAGAGAAGUUAUGUUGGUAGUUCCGUUUAAACCGGAAAUGGAUGUGGCGCCAUCUUUGGCUAAAGUCGCUGCUAAUACGGGACAGAGUGUUGAGUUGACUUGCAGAUGCCUAGCCGCCCCGCAACCAACAUUCACUUGGACCAAAGACAACACGCCACUACCAGUCAACACUUCUACUAAAUACACUUCAAAAACUUACCGAAACAGUCUUACGUACACUUCUGUUUUGGUGAUAAAUGCGGUGACUAGCAAAGACUAUGGAAGUUACAAGUGUGAAGCGAGCAACUAUUUGGGCGGGGAAAGUGCGAAUGUUGAAUUGACGGCUACAGCGCCACCUGACAUGGUUGGUCCCCUGACCGUAGUAAACGUGACUCAGUCGACGAUCACGAUAAGCUGGUCGGCGGGCUUCGAUGGAGGGUUGCCUGUCAGAUAUCGCGUUAGAUACCGCAAAAUCUACGACGAAUCGUACCGCUACGAAGACGUAACCCCCCGCAACGCCACCCACUUCACCGUGACGGGACUCGAACGUGGGACCGCGUACCUACUGUCUGUGAUGGCGAUCAAUAGAAUAGGGCAGAGCAAGUAUCGGCCGGACGACACUAGCGCCACUACACUGGCUUCUUCGAACCCUGGGGAACUGUCAAUUCGUCCGUCAGAGCAUGGGGACAUGUCAAACGGCGCUAUAGUGUAUGUGUCAGUGACGGCUGCUAUACUUGUCAUAGUGAAUGCGGGUUUAGUGGCCUGUUUUCUGCUAAAACGCCGGAGCAGGCGAUUGAAAGAGCAAGCGGGCCAAGCGUCCAAAGCGGCCACCAUAGAGAUGUACGCGCCGUCUUCCUACAACGAGACGGUCACGGGCGACACUCUGAGUUCCGUCAGCGACAAGUCGGAGACCUACUCCGAGCCCGCCGGCUGCCCGCCCGUGCCCGCCAUGCCGCGGACGCAGCCUCAAGACACGUACCUAACCGACCCCGGUCUAGUCCUCCCCCCUCCACUAGACUACCCGGACUACCCCCCUGACUACGCGCUGCACGCGCGCACGCUGCCGAGGCAACGGGAUAUGCAGAAUAAAGUGACAUACGCGCCGGCGCCGUCCCCGAUGCCGCCUCUAGACGGCUCCUACUACAACAUGUCUUCAGACAGAUAUCUGAGCUACCCGCCGCUCAUAGGCGAAUAUCUGUCGCAACAGGCCAACCGUCCCCCGAUGUCGGGCUACGCGACCACGCCACGGCCGCAUGUGUUGAGAGAAGAGAACGAGAUGAGUGUAGACGCACCGCAGGGGUACGAGGUCGAUGUAUCGGAGCGUCAGUCCCUGUCGGGCACGCUGGGCCGGCGCCCCGCGCUCUCCGCCGCGCCGCCGCCGCCUGACGUCACUAGGACUCAGUUGCACAACAGUCCGCAACACCCGGCCACGCCACCUACCGUCAAGCAGCCGCAAUCCAUCCUCAAGUGUCCGAACAGAACGAAACAGAACAACUACGACUACGGCAGUCCACUUAGCUCGAGCAGUCCACAAAACACUGCGCAAAUACUCACAGUUCACAACCUGAGCAACGAAGUACCCCACUACGGUACGAUAAGGAAAGACAAGAACAAACAAACGUUAAAUUAAAGUGUGUAAAUUUGACUCUAAAGUGUGUAAGGAUGAC
Plutella xylostella (diamondback moth) is the source of this 4490-nucleotide messenger RNA. RefSeq names its product sticks and stones (gene sns). Lineage: Eukaryota; Metazoa; Arthropoda; Insecta; Lepidoptera; Plutellidae. The record is from RefSeq and is a predicted model, not a curated record. Gene Ontology annotation, molecular function: protein binding.